Molecule: messenger RNA, 1254 nt
Organism: Asparagus officinalis (garden asparagus)
Lineage: Eukaryota; Viridiplantae; Streptophyta; Magnoliopsida; Asparagales; Asparagaceae
Product: probable WRKY transcription factor 9
Exons: 6
Coding region: 1-1083 (360 amino acids)
Biological process (GO): regulation of DNA-templated transcription
Molecular function (GO): DNA-binding transcription factor activity; sequence-specific DNA binding
Source: RefSeq, a predicted model, not a curated record
AUGUCGAUGAAGAAAGAGAGGAAGAUCCAUAUUGAUCUCUCUCUCACGUUACAAGAAGAAGAAAAAGAAGAUGCCAAUGAGGAAGAUCAUCACACACAUAAUCUUGAAGAAGAACAAGCAAAAGAGAUAGGAGAGAAAGGAGAAGAGAAGUCAACGCAAGAUAAUAAUUUGAUGAUAGAUGAAGAGGUUAAACUAAGAGUCAAGAUAAAUCGCAUGAAGGAGGAGAACACACAACUACAGAAGAUAAUUGAUUGCACCAUGAAAGAUUACUACGAUCUGCAAACAAAGUUUGUGGCUAUCCAAAAACGAGACCAACGAGAGUAUGACAAGCAUGGGAAGAAUGGAUACAAUGAGCACAAAAGGGUUCAUGACGAAAUUGAUGAAUCUUCGCAAUUUAAGCUCGGCUUGUCAUUAGGGUUGCAGACACAAGUUGAGCAGAUUGAAAAAGAAACAUCAGAUGGAGAGAAAGGCAUAAGAAGAUGGACAAAUGAUGACACUAAUCGAAUAAAAACAAAUGAAUUGGCUGCGAUGAUCAAUCCGGCGAAUAGGAAAACUAGGGUUUCAAUCAGAACAAGAUGUCAAGGUCCUACUAUGAUUGAUGGGUGCCAAUGGAGGAAAUAUGGGCAAAAGGUUGCUAAAGGGAAUCCAUGCCCGAGAGCAUAUUAUCGAUGCACUGUUGAGCCUGGAUGCCCUGUAAGAAAGCAGGUACAAAGAUGCAUGGAGGAUAUGUCCAUACUAAUAACCACAUAUGAAGGCACACACAACCACCCAUUGCCUGUGGGAGCUACGGCUAUGCCUUCGACUACAACAGCAUCAGCAGCGGCAGCGGCCACAGCAAAGUUCCUGUUAUUAUCUUCCGGCUCAAAUUCAUUGUCCCCUGAUACCUUUCUAACUGAUGGCUUUGCUUGCAACCAUCAAAAGCCAAUGUCUCCUUAUCUUAGCCCAUAUUUGCCAAACCCUUCUCAUUCGUUUCCCUUCAACAACAUCCCAAACUCUGCAAGCUCUUCUAGUUCUCUAUCUCAUCACCAAGUACCAAAGCCUUUCAGAUAUCCAUGGCAUUCAACUAGCUCUGGAGAGAAAUAGUCGCCAUAUACAAGGAGGAGGCUGAGCUAUAUAUAUAAUAAGUUCAGGCUUUCAUCGCCAUUAAUUGCCUUUGAUUUAAUUGUGAUGUGAUCCACAUUUUAUGCCAAGUAGAUUGCUUAAAAUGCAUGUAAGUGUUAAGAGGUUUUAUGGACUUGUACAUGUGCUUGUAAA